Perca flavescens (yellow perch) is the source of this 4105-nucleotide messenger RNA. It is a transcript of the gene myo6a, whose product is annotated as myosin VIa. The record is from RefSeq and is a predicted model, not a curated record. Gene Ontology annotation, cellular component: plasma membrane; myosin complex; actin cytoskeleton. Gene Ontology annotation, molecular function: actin filament binding; microfilament motor activity; ATP binding. The transcript has 35 exons. Lineage: Eukaryota; Metazoa; Chordata; Actinopteri; Perciformes; Percidae. Gene Ontology annotation, biological process: actin filament organization; inner ear morphogenesis; actin filament-based movement. Bases 216 to 4091 code for a protein of 1291 amino acids.
CUGCGGGAGUCGGAGGCAGUAGGGCGGGGAGAGUGUGGCCCAGGCUACCGGAGCGAACACCUAUCAUCUGGAGACAACCGGCACGGCUGUGUUCGGGACGUGCGCUUCACUUCCUUUCUUUCUUUGUGGGAUUUAAAAACAAAAAAAAAAAACAUAAUUUCCAUAAAACAGGCCACGGGAGUUCACGCACAAACGAGAGUGCUCAGAGCGGUGCGAUGGAGGACGGGAAGCCGGUGUGGGCGCCCCACCCAGCGGACGGGUUCCAGCUGGGAACCAUAGUGGACAUUGGAUCCGACAGCCUCACCAUCGAACCUCUCAAACAGAAGGGAAAGACCUUCUUGGCCGCCAUCAACCAAGUCUUCCCCGCCGAGGAUGACGUCAACAAACACGUGGAGGACAACUGUUCUCUGAUGUACUUGAACGAAGCCACACUGCUCAACAACGUUCGCGUGAGAUACAGCAAAGACAAGAUCUACACGUUUGUAGCCAACAUCCUGAUCGCGGUGAACCCGUACUAUGACAUCCCAAAGCUCUACUCGCCAGAGACCAUCAGCCAGUACCGGGGCCGCUCGCUGGGCACGCUGCCACCACACGUCUACGCCAUCGCUGACAAGGCGUACAGGGACAUGAAGGUGCUGAAGAUGAGCCAGUCCAUCAUCGUCUCGGGGGAGUCCGGAGCCGGGAAGACAGAAAACACCAAGUUCGUGCUCAAAUACUUGACAACCUCGUAUGGAACCGGUCAGGACAUUGAUGAGAGAAUAGUGGAAGCGAACCCGUUGCUGGAGGCUUUCGGAAACGCAAAAACCGUCCGGAACAACAACAGCAGUCGCUUCGGGAAGUUUGUGGAAAUCCACUUUAACGAGAAGAAUGCGGUGGUGGGCGGCUUCGUGUCGCACUACCUGCUGGAGAAGUCGAGGAUUUGCCGACAGAGCAAAGAGGAGAGGAACUACCACAUCUUCUACCGGCUGUGUGCCGGAGCCACCGAGGACAUCCGGCAGAAGUUUCACCUCAGCUCCCCGGACACGUUCAGGUACCUGAACCGAGGAUGCACUCGCUACUUUGCCUCCAAAGAUACGGACAAACAGAUCCUGCAGAAUCGCAAGAGCACAGAGCACGCCAAGUCGGGCCCUCUGAAGGACCCGCUGCUGGACGACCAGGGCGACUUCAACCGGAUGUCCGUGGCCAUGAAGAAGAUCGGCUUGGACGACACGGAGAAGCUGGACCUGUUCCGGGUGGUGGCCGGCGUGCUGCACCUCGGCAACAUCGACUUCGAGGAGGCCGGGAGCACUUCAGGUGGCUGCGCCAUCAAGAACCAGUCGAGUCAGACGCUGGAGCACUGUGCCGAGCUGCUGGGCCUGGAGGAGGAGGACCUGAGAGUCAGCCUCACCUCCAGGGUCAUGCUCACGUCAGCAGGGGGCGCCAAAGGAACGGUCAUCAAGGUGCCACUCAAAGUGGAGCAGGCUAACAACGCUCGGGACGCCCUGGCGAAGGCCGUGUACAGCCGCCUUUUCGACCACGUGGUGACCAGAGUCAACCAGUGCUUCCCCUUCGACUCCUCCGCCAACUUCAUCGGCGUCCUGGACAUCGCUGGCUUCGAGUACUUUGAACACAACAGCUUCGAGCAGUUCUGCAUCAACUACUGUAACGAGAAACUGCAGCAGUUCUUCAAUGAGCGGAUACUGAAAGAGGAGCAAGAGCUGUACCAGAGGGAGGGGCUCGGAGUCAACGAGGUCCACUACGUCGACAACCAGGACUGCAUAGACCUGGUGGAGGCGAAGGUGCUCGGCAUCCUGGACAUCCUGGACGAAGAGAACCGACUACCUCAACCCAGCGACCAGCACUUCACCGACACCGUUCACAACAAACACAAGGACCACUUCCGCCUCACCGUUCCCAGGAAGUCUAAGCUGGCGGUGCACAGGAACGUGCGGGAUGAUGAAGGAUUUAUUAUCAGACACUUUGCAGGAGCCGUGUGCUAUGAGACGACCAAGUUUGUGGAGAAGAACAACGACGCGCUGCACAUGUCUCUGGAGAGUCUGGUCAGCGAGUCUAAGGACCGCUUCGUCCGCGAGCUCUUCGAGAACUCCAGCAACAGCAAAGACAUGAAGCAGAAGGCGGGAAAACUGGGCUUCAUCAGCGUCGGCAACAAGUUUAAGACCCAGCUGAAUAUUCUCCUGGAGAAGCUCCGCAGCACGGGCUCCAGUUUCAUCCGCUGCAUUAAACCAAACCUGAAGAUGAUCAGCCACCAGUUUGAAGGCGCUCAGAUUCUCUCCCAGCUGCAGUGCUCCGGUAUGGUGUCAGUGCUGGACCUGAUGCAGGGCGGCUUCCCCUCCAGGGCUCCCUUCCACGAGCUCUACAACAUGUACCAGCAGUACAUGCCGCCCAAACUCACCCGCCUCGACCCGCGCCUCUUCUGCAAGGCUUUAUUCAAAGCUCUGGGGCUGAAUGAGAAUGACUACAAGUUCGGACUGACCAGAGUGUUUUUCCGGCCUGGGAAGUUCAAAGAGUUUGACCAGAUCAUGAAGUCGGACCCGGACCACCUGGCAGAGCUGGUGAAGAAGGUCAACAAGUGGCUUAUCCACAGCCGCUGGAAGAAGGUCCAGUGGUGCGCUCUGUCCGUCAUCAAACUGAAGAACAAGAUUUUGUACCGGACCAGCGCCUGCAUCCAGAUGCAGAAGACUGUUCGGAUGUGGCUCUGCAGGAAGAAGCACAAGCCUCGGAUUGACGGGUUAGUGAAGGUGCGUAACCUGAAGACGAGGAUGGACCGCUUCACCGAGGUGGUGGCCGGGCUGAAGGAGGGCAAACAGGAGAUGAGCAAGCAGACCCAGGAUCUGGAGAACGCCAUCGACUCCCUGGUGGCCAAAAUCAAGAGCACCAUGAUGAGCCGCAUCGAUAUCGAUCACGAGUACCGGGCGCUGGUGACGCGGUCGGAGCAGCUGCUGACCGCCAUGCAGAACAAGAAGAAGGAGGAGGAGGAGAGAGAGAGGCUGCGGCGCAUCCAGGAGGAGAUGGAGAGAGAGAAGAAGAGGAGGGAGGAGGAGGAGAAGCGCCGCCUGCAGGAGGAGGACGACAGGAGGCUGAAAGCAGAGAUGGAGCUGAAGAGGAAGCAGGAAGAGGAGGAAAGGAAGAAGAGGGAGGAAGAGGAGAGAAAAAUGCAGGUGGAGAUGGAGCUGCAGCUGCAGGCGGAGCGGGAGCAGGAGGCGUCCCGGCAGACGGUCCUGGAGCAGGAGAGGCGGGACCGGGAGCUGGCGCUGAGGAUUGCUCAGAGCGAGUCGGAGCUCAUCCCUGAGGAGGUGCAGAUCGACGCGGGCCUACGCAGUAACGGCUCCUCAGUUCCAUCAUCCCCAGAGAGAGCAGCCACGGCGGGAACCACAGUACUCAAGAGCUUGACCAUGGAAGAAAUGGCGAAGGAAAUGACUGAACUUCUGUCUAGAGGUCCACAGGUUCAGGCGUCCAAAGCCGCUGCCGGCGCCAAGAAGUACGAGCUGAGCAAGUGGAAGUACGCUGAGCUGCGGGACGCCAUCAAUACCUCAUGUGACAUCGAGCUGCUGGCCGCCUGCAGAGAGGAGUUCCACCGCCGGCUCAAAGUCUACCACGCCUGGAAGUCAAAGAACAAGAAGAGGAACACGGAGACGGAGCCGCAGCGAGCGCCGAAAUCUGUCACCGACUACGCGCAGCAGAACCCGGCCCCGCCCAUCCCGGCCCGGCAGUACGAGGUGGCCAUGAACCGGCAGCAGCGCUACUUCCGCAUCCCGUUCAUCCGGCCGGGCGACCAGUACAAGGACCCCCAGAACAAGAAGAAGGGCUGGUGGUACGCACACUUCGACGGGCCCUGGAUCGCCCGGCAGAUGGAGCUGCAUCCCGAUAAACAUCCCAUCGUUCUGGUGGCAGGAAAGGACGACAUGGAGAUGUGCGAGCUGAGUCUGGAGGAGACGGGCCUGUCGAGGAAGAGGGGCGCCGAGAUCCUCCCCCGGCAGUUCGAGGAGAUCUGGGAGCGCUGCGGCGGGGUCCAGUACCUCCGCAGCGCCAUCGAGAGCCGGCAGGCGCGCCCCACCUACGCCACGGCCAUGCUGCAGAGCAUGUUCAAGUAGACGGAGCCCUGAGG